GUUAUUGUCGUUAACGGACUGUUUGGGCUCCGAGCAGAAGGCUGAUUAAAAACAUCACUACUCUCUAAGCGGGGGUCAUGUCGUUCUGUUCUUUCUUCGGUGGAGAGGUCUUUAAAGACCAUUUUAAACCAGGGAUUUAUGUCUGCUCCAAGUGUGAUCACCAGCUGUUCUCCAGCCGCUCCAAGUACGAGCACUCGUCCCCCUGGCCGGCCUUCACAGAGACCGUCCGUGAGGACAGUGUCUCCAAACACGAGGAGAGACCUGGGGCGUACAAGGUGCGGUGUGGGAAGUGUGGAAAUGGACUGGGCCACGAGUUUGUGAAUGACGGGCCAGCCAAAGGGUUGUCUCGCUUCUGAAUAUUCAGCAGCUCACUGAAGUUCAUCCCUAAAGAUAAGGUCGAUGGACAGUAAGGUGAGCUGGAAGGGGGACGUGUUGCCAGACUUGUAGAAGUUUCUUUGUGCUGCUGAAGGCGCGGUCAGUGGAUGAAGAGUUCUGGGACAAAGCCCAGGCUGGGAGCACCAGGCCUCUGAUGAAUGGUGGCCUCACUGGACAGCAAGAACAGAGAACUGGUCUCAGCACCUUUUUAUUAUGCAAUCAUCACAGACUCAGUGACCAGGAUCACCUCGCUGAAGACACAAUCACUGUCUCAUCAGUUUUACAUUGAUUGACGCUUGUAUCAUCUCAUGGUGUGAGCAGACUUCUCAUGGUUCUGUAAUCUAUUUCUUACUGGGAGACUAAAAGUGUUUGUUUGUUUACCUUCACAGUUUUUCUUGUAGGUCUUCUGAUUUCGCAAAACUGUCCAAGUAAAUGAACCAAUAUACCAGAAAACAGUAGCUUACAGAAUCGAAUCUAAGAAUAGAUGAACCUUUUCCAAAGAUACUCAUGAUGUUUGUUUUAAAAUAAUUUGUCAGUAAUGGCCUCUGCGGUGUUUCAUAUGCUAGAUGCAGAAAAUGUAAAUGCUAUAUCAUUAAAGAAAAUAAUGCUGAUGCAGUCUA
Messenger RNA from Xiphias gladius (swordfish), 995 nucleotides. RefSeq names its product methionine-R-sulfoxide reductase B1-A-like. Gene Ontology annotation, molecular function: peptide-methionine (R)-S-oxide reductase activity. Lineage: Eukaryota; Metazoa; Chordata; Actinopteri; Istiophoriformes; Xiphiidae. The record is from RefSeq and is a predicted model, not a curated record. The transcript is spliced from 4 exons.